AUGUAUCCUAUAUGCCCAGAUACUAGUUUAUACACCAUAGUGUUAUUUGCGUGCAAUGAACACCAUACAUCCCAAACUAUGAUAGUCGUGCAAUCUGUCCUCAAAAAUGGAAUCUCUCUCUCUCUUGAGGCAAAGGGAGAAAGAGGAGCGUGGUUGGAGGAGCCUGUCACUUCUACCACCACUAUUUUCUUGAGAUUAGAGAUUCUUGUUCUUAAAACCUCCCCCCAUUUUAGUUCUGAUCUUUAUCUUGGAGAAAGUAGACUACUACAAGUUGGUUUUGUUUUCUUUUACACAUUAGAAUCACAAAUGAAAACACAUUUACUUGUUGUUCCCAGUAAGAAAACUGAAGAAGUUAAUUGGGUGAAACCACUUAAUAAUUAUUUGUUAUCAAUAUAUGGUAAUACUUCCCAAUACCAAGAUGAUAUUAAUUCUUUAAAUAAAUUGCGUCAAGAUAUUAGAGGAGUCAAUGCUGAUGAUACAGGAUUAAAACUAUACUAUGGUUAUUAUAGUAAAUUGGAAUUAAUCGAUUUAAGAAUUCCAUUUCACGAUUUAAAUAAAUCAAAAAAAUUACAAUUUGAAUGGUUUGAUUCAUUUUCUUCAUUACCAUAUACUCAAAAUUCAUUAGCUUUUGAAAAAGUCAAUGUAUUAUAUAACAUUGGAGCCAUUUUAAGCAAAUUUGCUCAAUUCAAAUAUAAUGAACUGCAACAACUCAAUGGUCCUGAAGGUGAAACAGCAUUUAAACAACUGAUUUCAAUGUUACAACAAUCAAGUGGUAUUUAUCAGUUUAUCAAUGAAAAUUUUUUACAUGCACCAAGUCAAGAUUUAGCUCAAUCAACAAUAAAAUUUUUAAGCAAAUUAAUGAUUGCUCAAUCUCAAGAGAUUUUCACUUUAAAAGUUAUUAGUGGUGAUUUGAACCAACUGAAAAAUUCUUUAAUUGCAAAACUUUGUAAAUCUACAAGUGUAUUGUAUGAAGAUUGUUAUAAUAUGAUAAAUAAGAAUAAGAAGGAGAGUUUUAAAAUAACGAAUGAAAGUUAUGAUGGUGGUGAAUAUGAAGAAGAAGAUGAAGAUGAUGAUGAUGAAGAUGACGAAGGAUUUUUAGAAAGACCUGAAGAUACUGAUGAUUCCGAUAAUCGAUAUGUUGCAGCUGAAUUAGACUCUUCAUGGAUUUCCAUUAUCUACUUUAAAUAUGAAUAUUAUAAGUCAUUGGCUUAUUAUUUCAAUGGAUUACAUUUAGAUGCAAAUAGAAAAUAUGGGGAUGCAAUUGCUUAUUUGACUAAAUCACAAGAAGUGUUGAAUGGAGUUCAUAGCAGUACUUUGAAACAAGUAUCCAAAGGUAGUGGUGAUGUUUAUGAGUUAUUAGAUAAUUAUAAAUAUCAAAAAGAUGCUGUCACUAUCAGACUCAAUGAUUUGAAUAAAGAUAAUGAUUUGAUUUAUCAUGACAUUGUUCCUAACUUGGUGACAUUACCUGAAAUCAAGCCGAUGGAUAGUACCAAAAUAAUUAAAUUGGCAGAUAAUGCCAUAUUUCAUGAAAUUAAUGAAAAAAAUUAUAAUAAUUUCUUGGUUAAUGUUGUCCCAGUGAAUAUUCAUGAAUUGUCAAGUUAUUAUUCAGAAGAGAAAUCACAGUAUUUAAGGAAUGAAAUUGAUCAUUUUGAAGUAUCCAAUGAAGAGGUUUCGUCGGUUUUGGAAUACUUGAAAUUGCCCAAGGCAUUAGUUUCCAUCAAGGAGAGUCUCAAGGGAACAAAUUCUAGGGGCAACAAUAAUGGAGAUAUUGAAGAACUCUUGUCACGAUCUGUUAUUGACAAAGUUAAUGAAAUACUGUCGCAAUAUUCCAAUGACAUACAAAGGAAAAUUGCUAUUGAAAACUCAAGGAAAGAGAUAUAUCAAUUGAUUAAACUCUUGACGGAAAACAAUUGUCAAGAUGAUGCAAUUCAAUUAAAGAAGAUUUUAUACGAUGCAUCGGUAUCAGAUACCAAAUUGUUUGCAUUGAUCGAUGAAACUUAUCAUCGAACUUUAGGAAGUGGAAUUCAAUCUCAUGAGUUUAAGAGUUUAUUUAAUAAUACUGUUGAUAAUAAAUCAAAUCAAGAUUCAGAAAUAAGUCUUUUGGAUAUUGAUGAUAAUAAUGAUACUAAUCAAGAUAAACAAAUCAAGAAUAUUGAAGAUUAUUUGAAUGAUUUAAACAAUAUUAAACAGAAUAAAUUUAAAUUGAUUGAGAAAUUGAAAAAAGAAAUUCAUAAUGAUGAUAUUUCCGAUAUUUUGGUAUUGAACAUGAAAUUAAAAUCUACUAAUGAAAUCAAAUCAAUUAUUUUCCCUGAAGAAUUAAAGAAAUUUCAUCCAUUUACAAAUGAAUUGGAUAAAUUAAUCAAUAAAGAGAAAUCAAUAAUUGAACAAUUAAAAAUAAUUUGGGAUAAAUUGAUUUCAAAUCCUCAAAUUAAAACUUUACAAAUGGCAACUAAUUCGAAAACUCAAUUAAUUGUUAAUCAACUGGAAAAAAUUGAUCAAUUUUAUGGUAAUUGGUUGAAAUAUCAUAAUGGUUUAAUUGCUGGAGAGAAAUUUUAUAGUCAAUUAUUGGAUCGAUUUAAAGAUUUUAGAAAUAAUAUUGAUAAUCAAUUGAAUAAAGGAAUGAGAAGUUUGAAUAUUGGACAACAAUUUCCUACACAGCCAAUGUUAAAUCGAACUCAAAGUUCUGGAUUGCAAUCAAAUUAUACUGGUCAAUCAAAUAUAAGUAUCAGUAGUCAACCAUCUGGUGGAUAUAAUCAGCAACAACAACCUCAAUCUCAAUCUCAAUUCUCUGGUGGAUAUAAUCAACAGUAUACACAACCUCAAGGCGGAUACAGUCAAUUUCAGGGUCAGACUCAAACUGGAUAUCAACGACAACCACCACCCCCUCCUCCUCAAUUACCACCUAAACAAACUAUGGGAUCUUACAAUUUUGCCCCAACUCAACAACCACCACCACAACAGCAACAGCAACAAGCGCAACCUCAGCCGCAGCCACACUCAUAUCCAUACCCACAACAAAGGACACCUCAAAAUGAAAGUAAUUUGAUUUAUGAUAAUCCUUCAACUUAUAAUCCAAAUAUGUAUAAUUUUUUCUCAAGUAAAUAG
Candida dubliniensis CD36 is the source of this 3105-nucleotide messenger RNA. It is a transcript of the gene BRO1, whose product is annotated as Bro1p. The coding region runs from base 1 to 3105 and encodes 1034 amino acids. The transcript has a single exon. Lineage: Eukaryota; Fungi; Ascomycota; Pichiomycetes; Serinales; Debaryomycetaceae. Gene Ontology annotation, molecular function: protein binding. Gene Ontology annotation, cellular component: endosome. Gene Ontology annotation, biological process: protein transport to vacuole involved in ubiquitin-dependent protein catabolic process via the multivesicular body sorting pathway. The record is from RefSeq and is a predicted model, not a curated record.